This is a messenger RNA of Sceloporus undulatus (fence lizard), 3576 nucleotides long. RefSeq names its product probable cation-transporting ATPase 13A5. The record is from RefSeq and is a predicted model, not a curated record. The transcript is spliced from 30 exons. Gene Ontology annotation, molecular function: ATPase-coupled monoatomic cation transmembrane transporter activity; ATP binding; P-type ion transporter activity. NCBI's taxonomy places the organism in Eukaryota, Metazoa, Chordata, Lepidosauria, Squamata, Phrynosomatidae. Bases 1 to 3576 code for a protein of 1191 amino acids. Gene Ontology annotation, biological process: intracellular calcium ion homeostasis; polyamine transmembrane transport. Gene Ontology annotation, cellular component: late endosome membrane.
AUGGGAAAGAAAAUCUCGUCAGAUGGCCACCAUGCCCUUCUCAGCAAAGGGAAGGAGGACGAAAUGGAGAUAUUUGGCUACAAGACCCAAGGUUUCCGGAGGGCUCUGUGCCUUUGUGGGUCCUUCUUCUCCUUUGGAGGCCUCUGGCUCCUCUUCUCCUGGAAGCCAGAGUGGGACGUCUGGGCAAACUGCACUCCCUGCGACCUGGAGGAGGCCGACACCCUUUUGCUACGGACAACGGAUGAGUUUAAAAAAUACAUGAGGAAGAAGGUGAUUUGGCUCGAAUUGCUGAGUCUCUUGGAGAGUGAAAAACUGGAUGGUAUUUUUGACAGAGAUUGGGAAUCUGUCAUAAGCAGAGCCAUUGCGAGGCCUGGCCUGAAGGUGAGGUGCGUCCAGGUGCAGAAAGUCCGCUACGCCUGGGACACUCUGGAAAAGGCCUUUGUCAGGGUUGGGUCCCUUGAGGACAACACCUCUUGCUACGAAGUGCACCAGAAAUUUGGAGAAGGGCUGACAAGGAAACAGAGAGACGUUAGGAAGGUGGUUUGUGGACCCAACACCAUGGAUGUCGAAGUCCGUCCGGUCUGGAAACUGCUUCUCAAAGAGAUUGUGAACCCCUUCUACCUCUUCCAAGACUUCACCCUGAUCCUCUGGCUGGCCCAAGGCUACCUCGAGUAUUCCAUUGCCAUCAUCGUCCUGACUGGCCUCUCCAUCGGCCUCACCGUCUACGACCUCCGACAGCAAUCGGUCAAGCUGCACAACCUGGUGAAGGAGUACAACAAGGUCCGCGUCGUGGUCUUAACGAAAGAUGAAGGUAGCCAUACGUCGGAGUCCCGCCACUUGGUCCCUGGAGACAUCCUGCUCUUGGAAGGCCAGAAGCUCUCCCUGCCCUGCGAUGCCAUCCUCAUCGAUGGAGGCUGCGUGGUGGACGAGGGCAUGCUCACAGGGGAGAGUGUCCCAGUGACCAAGACCCCCUUGCCUCACAUCGACAACACUGUGCCCUGGAGGAAACACUGUGGAGAAGACUACCGGCGGCACGUCCUCUUCUGCGGCACGGAGGUCAUCCAGACCAGGCGGUCAGGCAACGGUCCGGCCAGAGCAGUAGUCCUGCAAACGGGUUUCAACACAGCCAAGGGAGACCUGAUGCGGUCCAUCCUUUACCCGAAGCCCUUGAACUUCAGGCUCUACAAAGAGGCCUUCAAAUUCAUUGUCUGCCUGGCUCUGGUUGGGAUCCUGGGGCUGAUCUACGCAGCUUGUGUGUACGUGAGCCACAAGGAACCUGUUGGAGACACGGUGGCGAUGGCGCUCCUCCUCAUGACCAUCGCCAUCCCUCCGGCCAUUCCGGCCGCCUUGACCACUGGCGUUGUCUAUGCCCAGCGGAGGCUGAAGAAGAAGAAGGUCUUUUGCAUCAGCCCACAAAGGAUCAACAUCUGUGGCCAGAUCAACCUGGUCUGCUUCGACAAGACUGGCACUCUGACAGAGGAUGGGCUCGACCUCUGGGGCUUCCUGCCUUGUGAAAACCAGAGUUUCCAGCCGGUCCACCGCUUCUCCGGCCGCCCUUUGCCCUGGGGACCGCUGUGCCAGGCCAUGGCCACCUGCCAUUCACUCCUGCUUUUGGACGGGAAGAUUCAGGGGGACCCCAUGGACCUCAAGAUGUUUGAGGGAAGCGGAUGGGAGCUGGAAGAGGAGAGGUGCACAGGUGCGCCAGAGGCAUGCGUUGCUGUUGUGAAGCCAGGACCUGCUGCUUCCCAGGCCCCCCUGGAAGGCAUGGCCAUCCUGCGCCAGUUCCCCUUCUCUUCUUCUCUGCUGCGGAUGUCGGUCAUCACCCAAGAACUGGGGAAGAAGGAGGAGGAGGACGCCUGCCAUCUCUACAUGAAGGGAGCCCCAGAGGUGGUGGCCAGCCUUUGCCAGCCAAUGACCGUUCCCCCGAAUUUCAAAGUGGAGCUGAGGCCCUUCACCUCGCAGGGCUUCCGGGUCAUUGCCUUGGCCCACAAGGAGCUGCUGCCCCUGGAGAGAGCAGUCAGCCUGGGCGGCCUGGAAAGGGACCAAGUGGAGUCCAGCCUGACCUUCCUGGGGCUCCUCAUCAUGGAGAACCGGCUGAAGAGCGAGACCAAGCCCGUCCUGGAGGAACUCAGCUGUGCCCGCAUCCGGAGCGUCAUGGUCACAGGAGAUCAUCUUGAGACGGCCGUCACGGUCGCCAGGACCUCUGGCAUGGUCUCCAGGGGCAGCAGAGUCAUCCUGGUGGAGGCCAUGGAGGCCGAGGGGGAGCACUGUCCGGCGUCCAUCACUUGGCGGACGCUGGAGGAUGCGCAGCCAGGGAUGGAGAAAAGCCAGGAUCCCUGCAUCACCGUUGAUGGCAAGAGCAACUUCCACUUCGCCUUGGAUGGGAAGACCUACCAGCUCCUUCAGAAAUACUUCAGCACUUUGCUACCCAAGAUCCUUGUGAAUGGAACUGUGUUUGCAAGAAUGCCUCCUGCGCAAAAGUCCAGCCUCAUUGAAGAAUUUCAGAAACUGGAUUACUACGUGGGGAUGUGUGGAGACGGAGCCAACGACUGCGCGGCUUUGAAAAUGGCCCACGCAGGGAUCGCCCUUUCAGACCAGGAGGCCUCUGUGGCGUCACCCUUCACCUCACAAAUCCCCAACAUCGAAUGCGUGCCGCAACUCAUACGGGAAGGCCGUGCUGCUCUUGUGUCCUCCUUCGCCGUGUUUAAAUACCUGGCGCUUUAUGGAAUGGCGCAGUUCAUCGGUACCUCUCUGCUCUUCUGGCAAACCCAGAUCUUUGGGAAUUACCAGUACCUCCUGCAAGACGUCUGCAUCACCCUCGUCGUCUGCCUCACAAUGAGCUUGAACCAUGCCUAUCCCAAGCUGGCCCCCCACCGGCCUCCGGGACGCCUCCUCGCACCGUCGCUGUUGCUCUCCAUCGUCCUCAACGUCUGCUUCACGCUCGUGGUCCAGGUCUUCGCCUUCCUCUUCGUGAAGCAGCAGCCAUGGUACUCCCAGCUGCGCAGCCACAGGGGUUGCCCCUCCGGGAGCCAUCCCCUCUUCCCAGGCGACAAUGGGACGAUGGUCAACGCCACAGAGCCAGAGGAGCACCGCGUCCUGAGCUACGAGGACACCACCCUUUGCCACCUGGUCACCCUCAACUGCCUCAUUGUGGCCUUUGUCUUCUCCAAGGGCAGACCCUUCAGGAAGCCCAUCUACACAAACUAUGUCUUCUCCUGCCUCCUGGGCCUCCAGCUUGGGGUCUCCUUGUUUCUUGUCUUUGCCGACAUAGAAGUUGUCUACAAAGGGAUGGAGCUUCUCUGCAUCCCAACCAUCUGGAAGGCCUACCUUCUGGUUAUGCUGGCGGUCACCUUUGGUGUUUCAUUAUUUGUGGAGGACGCCAUCUUGCAAAACUACCGCCUCUGGCUCUGGAUCAAGGCCCUCUUUCGGUUCCGAUCGUCUAGCCGCUACCGGAAGCUGCAGAGGCGGCUGGAGAGAGAUGCGACAUGGCCACCCACGGAGCAUGGAAACGUUGCGGCAGGGAGAAAAAGCCAGGCCUACGCCAACCCCGUCUAUGAAAACAGCGAAGAGAACUAG